Harpia harpyja (harpy eagle) is the source of this 1918-nucleotide messenger RNA. It is a transcript of the gene ZMYND15, whose product is annotated as zinc finger MYND-type containing 15. The record is from RefSeq and is a predicted model, not a curated record. The transcript is spliced from 15 exons. Bases 98 to 1918 code for a protein of 606 amino acids. Gene Ontology annotation, molecular function: histone deacetylase binding. NCBI's taxonomy places the organism in Eukaryota, Metazoa, Chordata, Aves, Accipitriformes, Accipitridae. Gene Ontology annotation, biological process: negative regulation of DNA-templated transcription; spermatid development.
GCCAAUCAGCGCCGCCGGGGGGAGGGACCGCGGUGACGUCACAGCGGCGCGGGAAAGCCCCGGCCGGUGUUUACCUUUGAAUCCCCCCGGGCAGGAGAUGGAGUUCCUGACGGGCUACCGGGCGGAGCUGCUGGAGCUGGUCUCGCUGGUGCUGGGCUGGCGCUGGGGGGCCGGGGGGACCCCCCCGAGGCCGGGGGCACUGCGGCAGCUGCCCCCCGAGCCGGGGCCCUGGGUGCUGCACGCACUGCCCAACGCCCGCCUGGGGGUGGCCCUGCCCGCGGGGGGGGGGCCGGCGGGGGGGGGGGGCCCUCUGGGGACCCCCGGGGACCCCUCUGCGGAGACACGGCCCCUGGAGGAGGAGGAGGAGGAGGAGGAGCAGGAGCAGGGUGGCAGCAGAGGAGGCCGCCCGGGACGGACGCCCGCGGGGCCCCCCUGGGCUUCGACUUCGAGCUGGGGUCCCCCCGCGCCCCCCCCGCGCCCCCCCCCGGCCCGCCGGGCCCUGGCCCUGCUCUGCCGCGCCAUGGGGUGCCCCAUGGCCGGGGGCCCCCCCCGCCGCCCUUGCCAGCUCGCCGUGGGGGAUGCCGGCCUGCACACUGCCCUGCAGCCGGCUGCCGCACGCCUGGGGGUGACGCUGGUGGGGACCCACCUGCGGGGCUGGGGGCCCCCCCCCACCCUCGGCCCCCCCGCGCUGCGCUCCCGCCUCUGCCACGCUUGCGGGGGGCUCGCCAGGACCCCGCUGCCAUGCCCGCAGUGCCGGGCCGUGCUGUACUGCUCCGAGGGGUGCCGGGCGGCCGAGGCUCUCGGGGUGCACCGGGGCUGGUGCCGCCAGCUCAGGGGGUUCAUGGGGCGCACAGCCGCCCUGGCGCAGCUGCCCUUCACCUUCACCGCAGAGGUGACGAGCGAGACCUUCGACAAGGAGCGGUUCCUGGGGGCACGGGGGCUCACCCGGGGGGGCUGGGCCCACCUCAGCAUGCUGGUGCGGGCCCCCGACUACGGCGUGGGGCUGGGGGGGGACUGCCACCCCCUCGGGACCCCCCACGACCUCCCCUUUGAGGGGCUGCAGCCGGCCGGGGAGGUGUCGCUGCCCCCCGCCCCCUCCGAGCCCCCCCCGCCCAACAGCUUCUUCAGCUCCUGGCAGCAGUACUACGCCUGGCGGGGGCUGCCCCUCAGCUCCCCCCUGGCCGCGCUGCUCUCCUACCCCCUGAGCCUCUACUACAUUGUCACCAGCCUUGUGCCCCAGCACUUCCCGGAGCUGAACAUCCUGAGGAAGCGCUCGCUGCGGGUCCAGGUGGAGGAGAGCGGCCGGGAGCUGCAGCUGGUCGGGCUCUUCUGGGAGCUGUCGGUGCUGCUGCCCCAUGUCUCCCUGGAGCUGCUGUUCCUGGGGGGCUCCGUGCCCCCACCCAUGGAUGGGCGGCGAUUCCUGCUGCACCGCACGGAGGUGCAGGAGCUGCUCCCAGGGACCCCCCCAAAGGUGGGGGGGCCCCGGGGGGUGCAGGUGGCGUUCAGCACCCGCCCUGGCCCCCGCCCCGACCUCGUCAUUGGGUUCAACCCCGGCUUCGCCCUGAAGGAGUCAUGGCUCAGCACCCUCCCCCGCCUGCAGGCGCAGCGGGUGCCGGCGUACUUCGCGGAGGGGGGGGAGUACGGCUGCACGGUGGCCAGGGCGGCCGUGGGGGCGGCCACGGGGGGGGGCACCGGCCCCCCCCUCCUCAACCCCUUCCGCUGCCCCUUCCGCCAGCCCGGCCUGGACAACGCCCUGCCCUGGUACGCCAACGCCUUCAUCUUCCAGCUGCUCUACAAGGGGGGGGGCGGGGGGGGGCCCGUCCCCCCCCGGCAGCGGCUGCCCCUCCCCGCUCGCCCCCCGCCAGCCCCCCCCGCGAGCGCCGCCGCGACAAGCGCCCCCCCCCGCCGCCGCCGCUGA